Molecule: messenger RNA, 1542 nt
Organism: Taeniopygia guttata (zebra finch)
Lineage: Eukaryota; Metazoa; Chordata; Aves; Passeriformes; Estrildidae
Gene: SLC24A5
Product: solute carrier family 24 member 5
Biological process (GO): calcium ion transmembrane transport; intracellular calcium ion homeostasis; melanocyte differentiation
Cellular component (GO): membrane; trans-Golgi network
Molecular function (GO): calcium, potassium:sodium antiporter activity; calcium channel activity
Source: RefSeq, a predicted model, not a curated record
CGCACAGUCCGGGCCAUGCGGGCGGGCGCGCGGCGGCGCGCGGCGCUGGUGCUGCUGGCGGCGCUCGCGGCCUGGGGAGCGCGGGCGCAGCGCCCCGGGGACCCCGCGGAAAACGGGACGCGUUGCGUUCUCUCGUCUUCAUCGGAGUUUCCUGAAGGAUUUUUCACACCGCAGGAGAGGAAGGAUGGAGGAAUCGUUAUCUACUUCAUAAUUAUACUGUACAUGUUUUUGGCCGUGUCCAUUGUGUGCGAUGAUUACUUCCUACCUUCCCUAGAGAUCAUCAGUGAAUGCCUUGGCCUCUCACAGGAUGUAGCUGGAGCAACUUUUAUGGCUGCUGGAAGCUCUGCUCCAGAGCUUGUCACUGCUUUUCUAGGAGCUUUUGUGACAAAGGGAGAUAUCGGCAUCAGCACCAUCCUUGGAUCAGCAAUAUAUAAUCUUCUUGGUAUUUCUGCAGCUUGUGGGCUGUUCUCCAGUGUGGUUUCGAGGCUAUCCUGUUGGCCGCUGUUCAGAGACUGUCUGGCAUACACCAUCAGUGCAGCAGCGGUCCUUGCGAUGAUAUCUGACAACAGAAUUUACUGGUAUGAAAGUGCAUCCCUAUUAUUGAUAUAUGGGUGUUAUAUUCUAGUACUGUGUUUUGACAUUAAAAUCAACCAAUACCUCAUGAAGAAAUUCAGUCCCUGCUGUACGUGUUUUACAAAAGCUAUGGAAGAGAACGCGGAGCAGCAGCCACUGGUUGGAUGGAGGGACGAGAGUGGACCUCUAAUUCGUCAACAGUCAAGAACAGACAGCGGAAUUUUUCAAGAUGAGCUGGACUACUCUCAACUUUCAACAAGCUUACAUGGGCUCGAUGAAAUCUCUGAAGAUCAUCCAAAUGUCUUCACCAUGCCUGAAGCAGAUAUUAAGAGAAUUUUGUGGGUGUUAUCCCUUCCUAUCAUCACACUAUUCUAUUUAACUAUACCAGAUUGCAGAAGACAGUUUUGGAGGAACUGGUUCAUGGUGACAUUUUUAAUUUCAGCAGCAUGGAUUUCUGCAAUAACUUAUGUUCUUGUAUGGAUGGUAACAAUAGCAGGGGAAACACUGGGAAUCCCAGAGUCAGUCAUGGGUCUCACAUUACUUGCAGCAGGAACAAGUGUACCAGACACAGUUGCAAGUGUGCUGGUGGCUCGAAAAGGAAAUGGAGAUAUGGCUAUGUCUAACGUUGUAGGAUCCAAUGUAUUUGAUAUGCUCUGUUUGGGAAUACCCUGGUUUAUAAAAACUGCCUUCAUAAAUACAUCAGGACCCAUAGAAGUGAACAGCAGUGGUCUGACAUACACAGCCAUUUCUCUUAUCUGUUCUGUUGGUUUUGUUUUUCUGGCAGUUCACCUGAAUGGCUGGAAAAUCGAUAAAAAAUUGGGAACAAUUUGUUUUGUCCUGUACUUAGUAUUUACUGUAUUAUCAAUUUUAUAUGAACUUGGCAUCAUAGGAAACAAUCCUACAAGGGUCUGUGGUAACUAGUUUUAAUCAGUGAUUAUGCUGAUGAAAAAAAUAAAAGCAGGAGAAAAA